Molecule: messenger RNA, 774 nt
Organism: Vigna angularis (adzuki bean)
Lineage: Eukaryota; Viridiplantae; Streptophyta; Magnoliopsida; Fabales; Fabaceae
Product: heavy metal-associated isoprenylated plant protein 39
Exons: 3
Coding region: 97-507 (136 amino acids)
Molecular function (GO): metal ion binding
Source: RefSeq, a predicted model, not a curated record
CCGCAUCUUCAUUUCACAACUUCAAAUUCCAAAACCAUCUUUUUCAUCUUUCACAUUCUUUCAUUUUCACUCACACUCCCUCCAACUUCAAUAACUAUGAAGAAAGUUGUGUUGAAGGUGGAUGUACAUGAAGACAAAAUCAAGCAAAAAGCAAUGAAGGCUGUCUCUGGAAUUUCAGGUGUGGAGUCAGUUUCUGUGGACAUGAAAGACAAGAAAUUAACCUUAACGGGGGACAUUGAUCCAGUACAAGUAGUUGCCAAGCUAAGGAAGUUCUGUCACACAGAAAUAGUUUCUGUUGGAGCAGUGAAAGAGGAAAAAAAGGAAGAACCUAAAAAGGAUGAUAAAAAGAAGGAAGAUGAAAAGAAAGAUUCCACAAAAGAAAUUGUUCCAGAUCCACUCAAGUUCUAUCAAACUUACGGCUAUUAUUAUCAGAUGAAACCACAGUACAAUCCAUAUUACAGUGCCAUAAGUGUGGAAGAAGAUCCCAAUGGUUGUGUUAUUGUCUAAUUUUGUUGUUACGAUGGACUAAAAAAUGAAUACAAAACAAACAAAAAUAUUGUAUUUCUCAUCUCCGUAUCUUCUAAUUAAUUAAAUUUAAAUAAAUAAAUAAAUAUACUGAUCAACAUAAAAGAAAGUGAAAGUCUUUAUAAGAGAAAGUUUUGUAACACUAGAGUUAUUUGGUUAAUUUGGAACCAACAUAGUUGGCUAUCUUUUGUGUGUGGUAGAGUGUGGACUUUGUACAGGAAUCCAAUGAAUAAUUAUACACUCUUUUAA